Molecule: messenger RNA, 1284 nt
Organism: Hyalella azteca
Lineage: Eukaryota; Metazoa; Arthropoda; Malacostraca; Amphipoda; Hyalellidae
Product: ras-related protein Rab-28-like
Exons: 6
Coding region: 334-960 (208 amino acids)
Cellular component (GO): endosome; Golgi apparatus
Molecular function (GO): GTP binding; GTPase activity
Source: RefSeq, a predicted model, not a curated record
CAAAACAAACUCAUUGACUGGACUAGACGGUAUGGGUUACAAUUCUUGCGUUUAUAAUCUUGAUAAAGACUUCAAAAAUCAGAGGGAAUACGUACAUAUAUAGAGAAAAACACAGUAUAAAUAUAUAGAACGAAUUAAGGAGGACAAGUUUGUUUGUGGACGAAGCAGAUCCGAUACUGUGGAAAAUUGUUGAGAUAUGCUUCGAAUUUACGAGAAUGGUUCUUGUGGCCUUGAAAACUUUUGAAUUAAAUAUAUCAUAUAAUAAAACAUACUCUUCUGAAUCUAAUUCAUGAGGGCGAUUUGAUUGAAGAACAGGCAGCAAAAGAGGUUAGCAUGUCUGAUGACGAGGCUGAGGGCGUGGAGCGACAGGUGAAGCUCGCUGUGGUCGGGGCUCCGAAUGUCGGCAAAACUGCCAUUGUAACGCGGUAUAUCCACGACACAUUCUCCAAGUCAUACCAGGCUUCAGUUGGUGUUGAAUUCUACCUGAAGCGUCUCGUCCUGGGAGCGGAGAAGAAUGUCAACAUGCAAAUAUCAGACGUGGCGGGCGUGGCCCUCAACGGCAAGAUGACGGACAAGUACCUGUACGGCACCCAUGCGGCAACUUUACUCUAUGAUUUUUAUUUACUGGACGUACUGCAGGACUGGGUCGUGGUCGUCAGGAAGGCUGCACGUCAUCAUGACCGUCCACCUCUCAUGGCCCUCGUCGCCAACAAGGCAGACCUUGAACACAUCAGACAGGUCAAGAGCGAGAGACAUCACAGGUUCGCAGCCGACCACAACAUGCUUUCACGCAUCGUUACGCAGGUUGCAGCAGAGUUGCUGGGCGUGCGGUUAACGAAGGCCGAGCAGGAGCAGCAGCAGCCUGUGGUGAAGGCCGACAUUAUCACCUACGCUGAGCCUUCACACAGCAGCGCUCUGCCUUCAACUGCAUCAUCGUCCACUGUGUGCUGUGUUAUGUGAAGAUUUCCAGAUGAUUUGUUAAAAAAUCUUAAUAGUUUACGUUAAGAAAAUGUUGAUCCGUUUUACAUCGUUUAAAAACAUCGUAUCGCAUGGUAUGUGAAGAUUUCCUGGUGAUUUAUUCGAAAAUCUUAAUAGUUUACGUUGAGAAAAUGUUGAUCCGGUUUAUAUCGUUUAAAAACAUCAUAUCGCAUUUCAGCGGCCUAAGUUUCCUUGAUCGAAAUUUGAAUUUGAUUAAUAGAAUAAUUCAUAUGUUGAAUGACUAUACUGGAAGUAGUAGUAAUAGCAUAGUAACUAGAAUACUAAAAUAGUGAAGGUGACAAUAAU